Molecule: messenger RNA, 3424 nt
Organism: Andrographis paniculata
Lineage: Eukaryota; Viridiplantae; Streptophyta; Magnoliopsida; Lamiales; Acanthaceae
Product: protein RRC1-like
Exons: 19
Coding region: 213-3122 (969 amino acids)
Biological process (GO): RNA processing
Cellular component (GO): nucleus
Molecular function (GO): RNA binding
Source: RefSeq, a predicted model, not a curated record
CCCGAAUGGUAUGAAACGGGUCGGGUCGGAUUACAGUGGUUCUAGGGAAACAAGAAGAAAGUAGGCUCCUUCACUGCGACCAUCGUUCUGAUGUUUUUGGCUUCAGCCCUUCAGCAAACGCUCCUCAUCAGAGUCCUGCUGUCACAGAUCCAUCGCCAACCGAAACCCAAGUUCUGCCUCCUAAAAAGAAGCCCUUGCUUUGAGUUAGGAAAAUGAGUUCUCGGAAGAAAACACCAUUUCAGAAGCAUAGAGAAGAGGAGGAGGCAAAGAAAAAGAGGGCGGAGGAUGAAACUGCAAGAUUAUAUCAAGAAUUUGUAGAGUCAUUUCAAGCAGAUAACACUCCAGGGUCGAAGGCUUUUGUCCGAGGUGGAACCAUCAAUCCAAAUGAGAAGCACAAGAAUGUUUUGGAAGGUGGAAAUUCCAAAGAUGAGGGUUCUGGUUUAAAGAAAGGGAGUAGGUAUGUACCAUCCUUCAUCCCACCUCCUAUGGCCACAAAGGGUAAAGAUCUUGAGAGGAAGAAAGAUGAGAAACCAAAGGAAAAGGAAAAGGGGAAGGCUCGGAAUAUUGAUCAUUUUAUGGAGGAGUUAAAGCAUGAACAAGAGAUGAGAGAGAGGCGGAAUCAAGAUCGUGAAAAUUGGCGCGAUUCACGUUAUGGUGACAGUCAUGUGCCAUCUAGUCGUUUUGAUGAGCUGCCAGAUGAAUUUGAUCCAAUGGGACGACAUGGUUCAUUUGAUGAUGGUGAUCCACAAACGACAAAUCUCUAUGUGGGAAACUUAUCACCUCAGGUUGAUGAAAAUUUUCUUUUACGCACUUUUGGAAGAUUUGGACCUAUUGCUAGUGUAAAAAUUAUGUGGCCAAGAACUGAAGAGGAACGAAGACGACAGAGGAAUUGUGGCUUUGUGGCUUUCAUGAAUAGAGCUGACGCUCAGGCUGCAAAGGAUGAAAUGCAAGGGGUUGUGGUCUAUGAAUAUGAAUUGAAGAUUGGAUGGGGAAAAUCUGUUUCUCUUCCAUCACAAGCACUUCCUGCUCCUCCACCUGGGCACAUGGCCAUCAGGAGCAAGGAGGGUGCCACUGUCAUUCUGUCUGGACCUUCAGGUCCCCCAGUGACCACUGUUCCAAGCCAGAACUCAGAGUUGGUUCUCACUCCAAAUGUACCAGAUAUUAAUGUUGACCCUCCUGAUGACAAACAUCUUCAGCAUGUGAUUGAUACAAUGGCUCUGUAUGUCCUUGAUGGGGGUUGUGCUUUUGAACAAGCAAUAAUGGAGCGAGGACGUGGAAAUCCUCUAUUCAGUUUUUUGUUUGAGCUUGGGUCAAAGGAACAUACUUAUUAUGUAUGGAGGCUCUAUUCAUUUGCUCAGGGUGAUACACUUCAGCGAUGGCGAACAGAACCUUUUAUCAUGAUUACUGGUAGUGGAAGAUGGAUACCACCUCCUCUACCAACAUCAAGAGGCUUGGAGCAUGAAAAAGAAGCUGGGAGCACUUACGCUGCUGGAAAAAGCAAACGUGUGGAGGUGGAAAGGACACUGACAGAUUCUCAAAGAGAUGAAUUUGAGGACAUGCUGCGUGCAUUAACAUUAGAAAGAAGCCAAAUAAAAGAAGCCAUGGGGUUUGCACUGGAUAAUGCUGAUGCUGCAGGAGAGGUGGUUGAAGUUCUGACUGAGUCCUUGACACUCAAAGAAACUCCAAUUCCCACAAAAGUUGCCAGGCUUAUGCUUGUCUCUGACAUUCUACAUAACAGUAGUGCUCCUGUGAAGAAUGCAUCUGCUUACCGUACUAAAUUUGAAGCAACCUUACCAGACAUCAUUGAAAGCUUUAAUGACUUGUAUCGUAGUGUAACUGGACGAAUUACUGCUGAGGCCCUUAAGGAACGAGUUUUAAAAGUUCUUCAAGUGUGGGCUGACUGGUUUCUGUUUUCGGACGCAUAUGUCAAUGGGUUGCGAGCUACUUUUCUUCGAUCUAGCACUUCUGGUGUAGUAUCUUUCCAUUCUAUAUGUGGUGAUGCCCCUGAGCUAGAGAGGAAAUCUGGUUCUGCUGACACCAGUGAUGCCGAAAGGAUUAACCAGGAUGCUGCAUUAGCAAUUGGGAAAGGAGCUGCCAUGAAGGAGCUCUCUAAUCUGCCCCUUAUGGAACUGGAAAGGCGGUGCAGACAUAAUGGGCUAUCUCUGGUUGGUGGAAGAGAAAUGAUGGUAGCACGGCUACUUUAUCUGGAAGAGGCAGAAAAACAAAGGGGUUUUGACCUAGAUGAUGAAUUGAAAUCUGCACACAUCCAAUCUAGCGCAGGAAGAUACACAAGUGGACAGAAGGAACCAAGUUUUGAAACAGAUUCAGGAAGAAUAUCAGGAAGUGGUAGUUACAUGGAGGAGGAUGUACAGACAAAGGGGAGAGGAUCAAUGUUGUCAACCUCAGCAGGUCCUACCUGGCAGCCUGGGCUUGAAAAUAAUGAAGAUCAAAAUGAAUCAAUUCUCCCAUCUUCAAAGUGGGCUAGAGAGGACAAUGAAAGUGAUGAUGAACCUGACAGAAGUGCUAGGGACUUGGGUUUAACUUAUUCUUCAGGUAGUGAGAAUGCAGGCGACAAUCUCCACAGAUCUGAGGAAGUGAAGUUUACUACUGAUGCCAGUAAUUCAACACAUCUUGAUGUCGGAAUGAAUGAAGAACAGAGACAGAAAUUAAGGCGCCUUGAGGUUGCUUUGAUGGAAUACCGUGAGUCCCUUGAAGAGCGAGGAAUUAAAAACUCAGAAGAAAUUGAGAGAAAGGUGGCCAUUCAUAGAUCUCGGCUGCAAACUGAGUAUGGUUUAUUGAAUACAAAUGCAGAUUCUUCUGGCCGAAAGAUGUCAUCUCUAGAGAGGGACAGACGCGAUGAAUUAGUUGAGUCUUUAAAGAAGCGCCGUCGUAGUCGGAGCAGAAGUGAAAGCCCUCAACGAAAAUUACCAGCCCGAGACAGAGACAAGGAAAGUGAUGGAAACAGGGACAGAGAAAGACGCCGUGAAAGAGAAAGAGGUCACUAUUUGGAAAGUGACAGAGGAAGGGAGCGAGACCGAGAGAAGAGUGGUAGCAAGGAGAGGGGUGAUCAUGAAAGAGAAAAGGCACGGGAACGAGACAGAGAUAGAAGGAGGGUCAAAUGAGCUUCACAAGAGGGUCGAAUGAGUUUGUGAUGCGCCUACACAUCCACAACACAGUGUCGUUCUCCGGUGGGAUAUUUUGAUUCAUCCGAUUUUCAGCUUUUGCCAUGGAAAGAGAUGCUAUCCCUGAGUGCCCCUGAUGGAACUACAUCUUUUAGAAUAGGGAACUACCAGUUUUUGCAGUGCACAGUAAAAUGGAAGUUUCAGUUCAGUGUUUACUUAAAUAUCUGUUCAUGUGAGCUUAGGCUUGAAUACUUUCAGCAAAUAUGGUGUUCCUUUAAAAUACAAAUUUCUUGCCCUUCUGA